AUGGAGACAGCCACUUGCACAGAUACUGGAGCCAGCACAUUACAGAUGGAGUUGAUGGACUUUUCCCAAAAGUCUCUGACAAACCAGCCUGCUGCUGCUGUGUCAGCUUGUGAGCAAAAUGAUUUCGCUCGCAGAUCUGCAUACUUUCAGGGAAUGCAACCUAUUGUAAAGAUAAGAUUUCAGCAACCUGUGCAUUCAGUUUACACUAUGCCAGAAUUAUUGAAGAUUGCCGUAACUGCAGCACCAAUGGCUGAUAAUGUUUCUGAUUGUUUGGCUGAGAUUUGUGAUAUAGCAUGGUUUGUUCCUUUGCCAUUUAAGAACGGAUCUGUAGUUUCCGAAGCACUUAUCACAAGCAAUAAGAUCGGCUUCCAAAUACCAGACAAGAAUAUUCUUUUAAAUAUCGAUGGAUACUUAAAUUUCCAAACUGUGUUUGAAGUUGGUGUUGACCCAAAUAUCAAGCAAUUUGACAUUGGACAUGAGAUUGUAGAAAUUGGAAAUUUAAUUUCAAUCCCCAAUCCAUCAAGUCCUCUCUGGUAUUUAUCUGAAAAUAGUCCAGUUCUGAUACUCGGAGGAAUUACUGAUCGCAAGGUGGUCCUCUUAUCUACCAGUGAAUUUGAUGAUUUUACUAUUUUGGAGGUAAGCAUUGACAGUUGUUGGAUCGGCUCUCUUAGCUGUCCUCAGGGAGUGUACUCUGCAACUGUGUAUGAUGCCAUUGCGACAGAAAGUAUGCUGUUCAUUCGGCAAAAUCAGCUAAUGUAUUACUUCAAAGGAAAUUUUAACUUACUUCGCCAUCCAGGUCGGGGAUCAGAUGGAGUUGUGACUUUCGAUUCAUUGGUGGAUUCUCGGGGCAACGUAGUGUGUUUUAUACUUCAAAAAACUACAAGCUUCAGACUUCAUUAUAAGCUUCCUAUAAAUAUUCCCAAAGUGAAACAAGGUUUUCUUUUACUUAUUGGAACUGAAGAUUACACUGACAUUCCAAUGAUACCAAUGGGAAUUACACUAAGCCAUAUGAAUUCAAUGGCCUACAUAUGGGGAAAUUUUUUAUUUACCAGUUACAAUCUUGGUGCAACGUGGCUUGCUGUGCCAGGGGUUCCAAGUCACACCGUUAUCCGCUACUUUAUACCUUCUUGGAAUGGAGAUUUUGCCUUUGUGACUGAUAUUGAAGAAAUUGUCUACGCAGUUGUUCCAAAUGUCACUUCAAAAAUCUUUAAACGGGCAAUCCCAGUGGAAGAAUUAUUAUCUUAUCUGGAGUUCUUUAAUAUUCCUUACAAUACUGAGAACUCUAAUGGCAAUGGCAUCUCAUUUUUCGAUAACUGUCCUUUUGGAGUAAUGUGGAUCAAAACAUUAGCUCCGCCCUUAUUUUACAACCGAAUACAGCAUUACAUAGCAAAGCCACCUUGGAUCUUUUCUGAAACUGGAUUGUAUAAUGAUCUGUCACUGACUGUCUACCAAGGCCUGGUCCAUGGACUGCUGUGGCUGCAUUCUACCUACUAUAGACCAUAUGCAGAUCCAGUUCAUGAUCCAACAUGGAGAUGGUGGAAAAAUUCACGGAAAGCCCAGCAUUACUACUUCUAUCUGGCCAGUAACAAACUUUCUAAAGGUGGAUUCUAUGUGGAAGCAUAUGAUUACCGGAAGCACUAUGAUGCCAAUAUCAAUGAUCCUUUGCCUUCUGUCAUUUAUCUGGAUAAAAGCAGCUCAUAUAAAUUCAUUGUCUACCUGACUGUGAGCAAUGGAAAACCUAGUGUUGAAUAUGAUAUCAAUCAGGUAUGGAUGGCAACACAUGUUUCCUCCCCACAAUAUAUUCUGGUAAAUCUAGAGAGGAAGGAAAUAGUACAUCGAGGCAGCCUAAUGUAUAAGGUCACAGUGAAAGAUCGAGAAUACUAUGCCAAACAGAGUUUGUCAGGUGAAAACCUGGUGGUUCUUACAGUUACAAUAAAGGUGGUGAAUUCUGACCUUGUUUGUUUCCAAGAGUUUAGUAAUAACGUUGUAAUGCAGGGUGGUGCACUUCUGAAAGUCUAUGUCGGAUGUCCACCUGGAAACAGGCUUGCUUUUGAUAUUUCCUACACGCUUCAAUACAGUACCCAGAAAAAUAACAUAUACUUUGACUGCAUCGAGCCUAACAUAGAAAUUCCAUGCUUCUAUUAUGAAAUCCCAUUUUACCCCUUUUUUUUGAUUCAAGACAUGGUGACUGGAAAAUCUGACCGGUUUUGGGGCAAGUAUACAUUUAAAGUUAUCGGAGGUGGACCAUAUACAGAAAGUAAUAUCAGAAUGUUCAGUGAAGAAGAAAUUUUAAUGUAUAACUCAUUGAAUUACAGUUCUGAAUAUGCAGCAAUCUGGGACAUUGUAAAUGCCAAAUCAAGUGAAAUAAUGUCCACAGAAGAUGGUUAUCGUAUUUUCAGUGGUGAUAGCUUUGGAAUUCAAUGGAUUUGCCAGAAGAACUCUCCUUGCAGUGAUAUACCGGCAGAUGGGCUAAAAGGUCCAGAAUAUUUUUUGGUUAUUGAGGUGUCUAAUAGGGGAAUUGAUACAAGCACAUACUGCGACUACAGACUUGAAUUUUUAAUUCAUUUACAUGGAUUGCCCCUUAAUCCUUACCGAGGACUUAUGUUCAUGCUUACAACAUUGUCCAUACUUUGGUUUAUACUGUUUUCCUUCAUUAUCCUUCGCUGCUAUCUAAAUUGGUUUGAAAAGAGAGUGAAAUUGUCAUCAGCUGCCGAUCCAAUGGUCCUGCCUAGUCGCAUAGACUCUCACAGUCAUCUGCUGCUGACUUCCUGGUUUUCUGUCACACUAGUGUUGAUCACCACUCUUUUCCUGCUCCAAACACAGAGCCAUGAAUGA
Messenger RNA from Chiloscyllium plagiosum (whitespotted bambooshark), 2835 nucleotides. Lineage: Eukaryota; Metazoa; Chordata; Chondrichthyes; Orectolobiformes; Hemiscylliidae. The record is from RefSeq and is a predicted model, not a curated record.